Messenger RNA from Exophiala bonariae, 1590 nucleotides. RefSeq lists its product as uncharacterized. The transcript has 3 exons. Gene Ontology annotation, cellular component: membrane. Gene Ontology annotation, molecular function: carbohydrate:proton symporter activity. Lineage: Eukaryota; Fungi; Ascomycota; Eurotiomycetes; Chaetothyriales; Herpotrichiellaceae. Bases 1 to 1590 code for a protein of 529 amino acids. The record is from RefSeq and is a predicted model, not a curated record. Gene Ontology annotation, biological process: transmembrane transport; carbohydrate transport.
AUGGCUUCAAAUGUUGUUCCAGGGCAGAGGGAUGACACGGUCAAGGUGGAACCUGUGGUGACUCUAAGAACAAUCCGGUCGGACUCGAGUGGUCUUAGUGGACCAUCCAAGGGCGACGUCGAAGGCGUGGUUGGCGUUUUUGAUGCAGUUCGUAAAAACCCAGUCGCAUUCUCCUGGAGCAUCUAUGCAAUAUUCGUGAUGGUCACAUCGGCAUACACCAACUCUAUCAGUGGUUCAGUGCUAGGGAUACCACAAUUCCGAAAAGACUUUGGCUAUCAGUUCGGAGGGCAUUAUGUUCUUCCAGCGGCAUGGCAGGCAGCCUACUAUGGGGCUACAAAUGCUGCAGGAGUGGUAGGCGCAUUUCUUGCCGCAAAUGUGGCGGACCAGUGGGGGCGAAAGAUAACCUUUACAUUUCUUCUGGCCUUUAAGUUCCUCUCCAUCACCCUCGAGUUCGUGGCUACGACCAACCAAGUCUACUUUGGGGGAAUACUCCUGAGUGGAUUUUGCGCUGGUGGGUUUGGGACGUUGUGUAUGACAUAUAUUGGAGAAAUCGCCCCCCAGAGGUUGCGUGGUGUCUUGACCGCAGCAGCCCCGAUAUCAAUGACCUUGGGAUCCCUCACAGCUUCUCUGAUCAUCAACUUUACUGGUGAUCAGAAGACACACUGGGCAUAUCGCACUGCCUUCGCAUCGGAGUAUAGCUUCGCAGGAUUUACUGCAUUAUUUCUGCCCUUUAUACCCGAGUCGCCAUGGUGGUCGACUGAUAGAAGGAACGACGGCGAAGCUCUGGAGUCAUUAGCAAAGCUGGGAUACGAUCCAUCGAGUGCCGAAGUGCACUUGAGCCUUAUCAAGAGGACGCUUGCCAAGACAAAGAAUGAGACCAUGGGGGCCACCUACCUUGAAUGCUUCCGCCGAUCUAACCUCCGGCGUACAAUUGUCUCACUGAUGCCUUUGGCAUGUCAGGCAUUGAUCGGUGUUUCCUUCGUUGCAAGUUACAGUACCUACUAUCAACAGCUCGCCGGUUUUAGCACACAAGCGUCCUUCCAUCUUUCAAUUGUGCAAGGUUUGCUGUCGUUGGUCGGCAAUAUAUGCUCCCUAUUUCUCAUCGACAGAGUGGGACGACGGUCUCUCAGCUUCUGGGGCUUGUGUUUGCUCACCUUGCUUCUGCUUCUCACUGGUGGUCUGGCAGUGGCAGCCACUCCUGGAGCAAUCAAGGGCACGGUAGCCUUGCUACUACUUUAUUGCUUCGUUUUCAACGUAACGAUUGGGGCAACAGCGUAUACAAUCUUGGCCGAGAUUCCCACACCACGAUUGCGAGUCAAGACUGCUUCCAUGGCCUUUGCUCUCGAAAAUGGACUAUUUACGAUGUGGGGUUUCGUUUUGCCCUACCUGUUUAAUCCUGAUAAGGCGAACCUGGGUGCCAAGGUGACAUUCAUCUUCGGCGCACUCUCGAUCUUGUGCACAAUAUAUCUUUGGGUAUUCCAACCGGAAUGUUCUCAUUUGUCUUUCGAGGAGUUAGAUGAACUCUUCAUGAACAAAGUUCCAGCCAGAAAGUUCAAGACGCGACAAUCACUGGACCAGGCCAAUGUUUGA